Vitrella brassicaformis is the source of this 4206-nucleotide messenger RNA. The record is from the annotation of a GenBank genome assembly. NCBI's taxonomy places the organism in Eukaryota, Vitrellaceae.
CUUUUGACGUCGCUGCGUCUGUCCCUUUUCUCUGUCUUGUUCUCAACGAUCUUCAACGUACGUCCCUAUUUAACGCGAGGAGGCAUAACACAUCGGUCCCUCGCGCAGCGUCUUGGGGCCCAGCCCUCGCAACCAGCAAUUGGCAACCAGUGAGUGAGAUGCAGACGAGGCAACCAUGAUAGGUCCAGGUCGGCCCGACACACUUGCUUCAGUUGGUAUGUGUGUGUGAUGCAGAAAGCUGUUGGUGACACCAUUGGCUCGGCUGCCUUCCCUCCCGCCGGGAUGAUGGAGUCGACGUGCACAUCUGAUGACUGCGCGGCCCCCGCCCCAAGAGCACCUCUCAAGAAGUGAGUAGGCACAACACACACGCGCGCACACACACAGGCAGAGGAAAGGCAACACAGGCCGCAACACACACAAAGUGAACAACAAGCAUCGGAGGUCGUGUGUACCGCGAUGGUGUGUGUAGGGAGGAGUUGAUCCGUCAAAUACCGCAGGGCAAGGGCUUUGAGGACUUCUACUUUGUUGGUCAGUCAGUCAACGAGACACCCAGGGAGGCAGACAGGCUGGCAAUGGGCGGGCUGUGUAGGUGGUGUGGUGUGUAUGGAUGGAUGGUGUGGUCGAUUGUGUCUGUCCGCUGGCUGGUGCGAUGCAUUGGUUGGUUGGUUGAAUGGGCUGGGCAGGCAACAAGCUCAAGAUAUGUGCGGACAACCCCAGCUCGACGCGACCCGUACUCAAAGAGGUAGGUCACCACACACACACACACACACACAGAGGCAGAGGAAGGAAGGUCCCAUCCGAGCUAAGAGGAUGUGCCCAAUGGAUGUGUGUGUGUGUGUGUGCAGGUGUUGGAUGUGCCUACGCUGCGCAGCCGUGUGGUCAAAAUCAUCAACCGGAGCAGAAUACCUGCGAGUGCCGGAGGGGAGAGGUAUGUGUGUGCACCGCCCCUCCCACCCACACAUAUGGCACGGUUGGGGACGGGAGGAGGGGAUGGCCGCCGGCACACCACGAUACUCCCUCUGUGUGUGUGUAUUGUGGGGUGUGUGUGUGUGUGUUGUGUGUCUGUUGUGUGUGUGUGGACAGGCUGUGGCGUCGUUUGUGCGAGCGUUUGUUGGGUCUGGAUGAGCAUCCCAAUUUGAUGCGGAUCCACGAGGUGCUCGAGUCAUGCGAGCACUACUUUAUCGUCAUGGAGCAGAUGCAGGGCGGGGAACUGUUCGACUUCCUACUCAACGAAAGGGCCGUACCAGAGGUAUGUAGGUAUCCACACUCACACACACACACAGGGGGAGGGGGGCAACAAAGAGGAGACAGCCAGGGGCCCUGCGAGAGAAGUGAUGUUUCCUCCCUGCCUGCCUGCCUGCCUGUGUCGGUUGGUGGGUGGUGGUAACUUACGCAGGAGACGUGCAAGUACGUGAUGCGUCAGAUUCUGCGAGGGGUCGACCACCUGCACUCAAACCACCUGCUGCACAGGCAAGGACGGGCGAGGAAGGGCAGAGAAGCCACACGAUCAACCCACCAGUCUACCAGCCGUCAAUCAACCCAUGUGUGCGUGUGUUAUGGAUGUCCUAUACCUGUCCUCUCUCCUCUCCUGAUGUGUGCGCGCGGCCUGCGUGCCUGUGUGGUGCUGUGUGGUGCUGUGUGUAUGCAUGGUGUGCUGCCUGCCUGUCAGGGAUCUGAAGCCUGAGAAUCUAAUGUUUCGCAACGCCAAGCAGUCUUCGACGAGCGUGACACAGAUGUACGAGCUGGCCAUCAUCGACUUCGACACGUGCAAGAUGCUCGACAUCGAGUGAGUACUCACUGCACUCAGCUACCUACCCACCUACCAGAGCAGCCUCAGACAGACAGACAGACAGACAGGCUCUUCCUUAUGUGUCCUAUGCACCCACCCCCGUACGGGCGUGUGUACGUGUUGUGUUGUGUGGGUAUGUAUUUAUGAUGGAAUCGAUCGAUGGUAUCUAUGUAUCGGUGUGUGUGUCGGGUCGGGUCGGUGGGUGGAAAUACAACUAACGUGUGUGUGUGUGGUGUGGUGCCCAUACCAUGGGUGCAAUGAAUGAAUGAAUGCAGUCCACUGGAGUACAAGGAGGUUGUAAAUGGCAAGCGGCGGCUGGUGGGGACGUACGGCUACCUGGCGCCAGAGGUCCUCAAGGGCGCCGAGUACUCCAAGGCAUCCGACAUGUGGUCCGUCGGCGUCAUACUAUACAUCCUCAUGACGGUGCGGUACACACACAUACACAGACACAUAGAUUAGUCAGAUUCAUUGUAGCCAGCCAGCCAUGACAGAAAGAUUCUUUAUGGAUUGGCCUGUCGUGUCUUGUCGUGUGGUGUGUGGUGUUUUGCAUUGCAGGGUGUGCCCCCAUUACCGAUGGACUGCAUGAACAGCGCUAAGGAGUCGAUUGAAGUGCUCAAAAGGGCUGAAGCGGAAGGGGUAAGACAGACAGACACUAAGGAAGUCAGUCAGACAGCGGGUGGGGAGGCCGGGGGGGAGGGAGAGAGGGACACUUGCUUGCUACGUCCGUGGAUCUGACUGCGUACGUACGUACGUACGUACGUGUCUCUCCCCGGCAGAUUGACUUCGACCUUUCCCCCCUCCCGGAGUUCCCUCGCUCGCGAGAUCUGUGCAUGCGCCUGCUGCAGGUACAUACAUACGCACCUGCGCAAGCCAGCGAGAGUACACAGUCAUACUGACGUACACGCACGCAUGCGUAUACGUAUCUUUUCAAACGGUCGAUCGUUGACUGACUCUGUCUUUCCAUCCAUGGGUGCGGCCGUUGGUGUGCCUGCCUGCCUGCCUGCCUGGCUGCCGUUGCAUUCCUUGUCAGUUCAACCCAGCGAAGCGCCUGACGGAAACCAAGGAAGCGCUACGACACCCAUGGUACCAGAGCCAGGGGCCAGUGUAGCUAGGGAAGCAAACAAGGAAGGAAGGAACCACACGACAGUCAGUCAGCCAGCCAACCACUCGCCACUCAUUGAUUGAUUGAUUGAUGGGCGGUUCUGUGUUCCGGUUUUUCCUCUGUGUGUGUGUGUGUGUGUGUGUGGUUGGUUGGUUGGGUCAUGUGCUCUGAUACAGGUUGGUUCAGCGUCAGGUCAAGGCACCGCCGCAGCCCCUGGCCAACGCCAUGGAGAUUGAGGGCAUCAAGCACCACAAUCAAAGACCCAGCGGCAGCACCGCGGGUACGUACACACAUACAUACAUACCGAGACACCUACACAAGCACAAACACACACACACACACGCAGUGACUGACCCAGUCCUGGGCUUUAGACAGUCUCGUGUGUGCGUUCUCUGUCUCUGUCUGUGUGUGUGUGUGUGUGUAGAUGUAGCGUCGCCGAGCACAUCGGGUACGACCCCGUUUGCAUCGUGGGACGCCCAGCAGGGUGACAAUUUGAGAAGCGGGAGUGGCCACCGGCCGUCAGACAUGUCGUCAGCUGUGACCCCCCAGCAGGGCCUCACGCCCGCCCUGCCGUCGCUUUUCCACAUCCCCCCUCAAGUCAACAUGCCAGUGGCUGCACAGCCCGCCUGUGCCAGUGCCCCUCCCACUAGUGGUGACCAAGACGGGCAGAUUAGGGCAGCUGGGGGCAAGACAUCAGCCUCCCUCACUCUGCCCGCCAGAGCGUAAGCAAAGCAGCCAAGCCAACACUCGCACUCGCACAAGACGCGUGUGCGUAUAGUACACUCACAUAGGGAUGGAUGGCUGCAUUUGAUUGCAAUGAAUGAUGAAUAUGUAUGUAUGUGCAUUGGAUUGAUUGGAUGUGAUGUCAGGCCCUCCCGCGAGCCGCUCACUCCCCUCACGCCACAGCCGCCGCAUCUCUUCUAGCUUCCGCACCGCACCGCACCGCACCCACCUCAGGUACAUACCUGUGUGGGUAGGCGAGGCGGGUAGCUACACACAUGUUGUCCACCCGUAUGUAUGUAUUGCGUGUGUGUAAACUAUAUAUACAUUGCUACCUACCUUCGUGCCUCUCUUUCCCCCUCCCUCCCUCCCUAUUGGUCUCCCUGCCAUCCCUCCAGGAUAUGCACAUCUGUAUGUUCGCCUGUUGAUGAUGCGAUUGAGAUCGAUGGAUGGAUGGAUGCCUCGUUUUCUGUUUAAUGAAGGAAGGAAGUUGAUCCAUUGAAUUCACUACAAACAGAGAGACAGACAGGUCCUGUCCUGGGAACCGUUGGUUGGUUGUUGGUUGUUGGUUGGUUGGUUGGUUGCUUGGCUGGCU